Messenger RNA from Asparagus officinalis (garden asparagus), 562 nucleotides. RefSeq lists its product as uncharacterized. NCBI's taxonomy places the organism in Eukaryota, Viridiplantae, Streptophyta, Magnoliopsida, Asparagales, Asparagaceae. The transcript is spliced from 2 exons. Bases 124 to 483 code for a protein of 119 amino acids. The record is from RefSeq and is a predicted model, not a curated record.
AGACACUCCAACGUACAAACCAUAUAAUACAAAACCCAACCAACGCACUAUAAUACACACCACCAAAGAAAAUAUCAAAAAGAUUUUUAUUUUUGUGGGGGAAAAAAAAUCGCUUCACAGUCAAUGCUAGCCCUCUUCUUCAUUCUCCUCCUCAAUGCAUUCAAUUACACAAGCUCCAAUCCUUCAUCGAAGCUCAUCUUCAUCCUGUACAGGGCGCAGAGCAACAUGUCCGGCGCGCGUGGGGUCUCCAACAACACGGGGCUUUACGGGGAGAUGGUGGGCCAGGGGCGAGGGCGCGGUGGACCGGGGGAGGAGGGAGGAAUCGGGGCGGUGUUGUGGUAUCAGGGGGAGAGCGACACGGCGGAGAGGGAGGAGGCGGAGGAGUAUCAGGGGAGGAUGGAGAGGUUGGUUAGGGAUUUGAGGGUGGAUCUCGGAGAGCCUCAGCUGCUGGUGAUUCAGGUACAAUGGAUGGUUGUAGUUUGACAAGAAUUAUUGCUUUUAAUUUAGGAAAACAUUAAUUAAUUUAGUAAGGACAAAGAUAAAAUUAUUUUCACCGUGGUUG